AUGGAAAAUUGUGGGUGCAUUUGUAUCUCAACCGACUCGACCACUAAAAAGCACAAAGAAAUCUACUGUGUUAUUUUGAGGUAUGAAUUAAAUGGAAACUUUUAUUCCGUCCCUCUUAUUCUUAAAGAAUAUGAAGAAAAAGAAACAAACUCUGAAUCAGUUGCGAAAUGGUUACUCGAUAAAUUGUUGUUGCUUGGAAUUCCAUUGAAUAAAUUACACUGCAUCACAACCGAUGGUUGUGCUACAAUGUGUGGAGUUGAUGGAGGCGUGGUUGAACAAUUCAGUGUACAGUUGGGUUUGUUGACAACGAAAACACGGGUUCCAUAUCCAUCAAUUAAGGGAUGGUGGUGUUCUGCCCACGGGUUCCAUCUAGUCGGUGAAAGUUGCGACACUGAACCAGAAGUAAAAAUGAUAGAAUCUAUCUGUUAA
Entamoeba invadens IP1 is the source of this 429-nucleotide messenger RNA. RefSeq lists its product as hypothetical. The record is from RefSeq and is a predicted model, not a curated record. Lineage: Eukaryota; Evosea; Mastigamoebida; Endamoebidae. The coding region runs from base 1 to 429 and encodes 142 amino acids. The transcript has a single exon.